This is a messenger RNA of Onychostoma macrolepis, 1864 nucleotides long. It is a transcript of the gene hhla2b.1, whose product is annotated as HERV-H LTR-associating 2b, tandem duplicate 1. The transcript is spliced from 8 exons. Gene Ontology annotation, cellular component: external side of plasma membrane. NCBI's taxonomy places the organism in Eukaryota, Metazoa, Chordata, Actinopteri, Cypriniformes, Cyprinidae. Bases 319 to 1533 code for a protein of 404 amino acids. The record is from RefSeq and is a predicted model, not a curated record. Gene Ontology annotation, biological process: T cell costimulation; cell surface receptor signaling pathway; negative regulation of T cell proliferation.
UAUUAUUAUCGUCAUCUACUAUAUGCUUUUGAGAUUCGUUUUAAUCUAAAGUGUGUCAAAUUAGCAAUUUUAAUUUAAUUGCUUCUUGUGCUCCUAUAUAGAGGUGUGUGAGUUGUUUUGUUAAAUUUAAUUUCUUUAGGAAAUUUGUGCCUGCAAAUGUUCUGUUAUCAAAAGUGAUCUUGAUCCGGAAGAUUCCACUUACAAAGAGAGAAUGUGAUCAACAGACUUCACACGAAAUAAAACAAGACUAUGCUCAAGCUUACUGUAAAAUGUUAAGAUCAUAAAAUUGAAGGUUCAAGCCUUCAAGAAGACAGAGCGAUGACAGCAGCGAAUUCUUGGAUUUGUCUAAUAUUAUUGUGGAUAGCUGCUGAAACAAAUGGGAAAACUCCAGAUGUUCAGUUAACCUGCAUCUUCUCAGAAGAUUGUGUCCUACCCUGUGUCUUUGAGGCAGUUGGAGAUGAGAUGAUAUACUGGUUCAGACAAAAUGUCCCGAUCCAGAGUUAUAUACAGGGGAGUGGCCGGUUAGAUCAGGCGGAUCAGCAAUACAACAGCAGGACAUCAUUAUUCACUGAAAUGAUUCCCUCUGGUAAUGCAUCUCUUCAUAUCCAGAAGUGUGGCCCACAGGACAGGGGGAAGUACAGGUGCCUUGUCACCAGCAGUCAAGAAACUACUGAGCAAUUCAUCAUAGUCAAGGUGGAAGCCCCUAUCCAGUCAGUGAGCCUGGAGACAACACGUCUCAGUGGUUUUGAGGAAGUCAUAUGCUCCAGUCAAGAUGCCUACCCUGCUCCCCGUGUAAACCUGUUCACAGAGCCAGCCAGUCUACCUGAUUCGCUCCAACCCUUCACACGCAAAACAGCUGACAAACAAGGCCUGUACUCGGUGGAGAGCAAGCUCAAGAAGCUGAAAGAUCUGACCUACAUCUGCCUCGUCCAAUCAUUCUACAGGUCUCAGACAUGGCGGGCAUCACUGCAGGAGAAAGAAACAUUCAGCGUGGAAGGUCAGGACCUCAUCAUCCCUUGUGUGGCUCCAUGGAAGCUGCAGAACUUCACACUGACAUGGUCCUUCACCAAAGAACACAAGUCCUCAACCAUCUACACCUAUGACAGCCUCACACAGCGGAGCUCCAGCGUUUGGAAGGAGAACAUGCGACUGGUGACCCCCAGGGGUCGAGGCGGAGACGGCUCACUGCAGCUACACAACCCGCUGAGUCUAGAGCACACUGGAACCUACACCUGCAUCCUCUAUGCUCACCAGACCAAACAUGAGGUUCAUACAAGAGUCAACAUCACGCUAAAGCCUGAAAAACAACAGUCCGAGAGCUCCCCCCAGCGGUGGAUUCCUGCUGUGAUCACAGGCCUUGCAGUCACUGCAGUCGCAGCAAUAAUAGGAAUUAUAAAAUCUGGCUGUACAAAAUCAAGUAAAAUCCAUGGAGAGGCUACAGAAAUGCAACCAAUGAGAGUGACUGUUGCAAACAGCAGAGCUGCAUCUGAGGACACCUGCUUAACAGAAGAGAUCGCCAACAGACCAGCGUGAGAAUACAUGGGGGAAAGUUUGUUUAAAACAGCAUACUGUAUAUGGGACUUCAGUUACCUCAACAACCUUUCAGGUCUUCUUCAAAUCCUGAAAAGUGAUUGAUUUACUGCCAAGACUAAAUGAGAGACAAGAAGUAUUUAUUCAUUUUAUUUUCAUUAUUUUUAUUAAGGAAAUAUCCAGUGUUGAAUUUCUUUGAACUUUUACUUGUAUUUUACUUGAAUGCACUAGUGAAUUGUAUAUUCACACAAAUAAUGUUUUGAAAUGUAUGCAUAUUAUCUGUUGAACUCACAUAUGAAAACUAAAUUAUUCUUUUUUUUUUUGUCUAUAUCUG